AUCAAUAUGUCGGGCAGUGGUGGAAGUGCUGGUGACUGGUGUUUAAUUGAAAGCGAUCCCGGUGUUUUUACAGAGCUAAUCAAAGGCUUUGGUGUUAAAGGUGUUCAAGUUGAAGAGUUAUGGAGUUUAGAUCCAGAAAGUUUUGAAAAACUGAAGCUAAUAAGACCAGACAAAGCUAGAAAUGUUAAAAUAUCAAGAAGUCCAAAUAUUUUAAGCAAGAUUAAAUGUUGUUCAAGAUACUUUGCUUCAUCAUCAAAUUGCAACACUAGUUCAAAUAAAGAACAAUUUACCCGUGUUCUGAUGAGACAAAACGCUAAUGGAAUGGAGACAGAUGAAAUUCAGUCAGAAAUCAGCAAAUUACAUAUGCUGAUUGCAGAAGAAGAUGCAAAAAUGAAGAAAUAUAAGAUUGAGAAUGUAAGACGGAAACAUAAUUACUUACCAUUAAUAAUGGAACUAUUGAAAGUACUUGCAGAGGAAGGAAAGUUACAAGUCCUCGUCGAAAAGGCAAAAGAGAAAGCAAUUGAAAAACAAGAAAAAAGCAAAGAAAAGGUCAAAUAAAAUGUUU
Messenger RNA from Centruroides sculpturatus (bark scorpion), 565 nucleotides. Its product is annotated as ubiquitin carboxyl-terminal hydrolase isozyme L5-like. Gene Ontology annotation, biological process: ubiquitin-dependent protein catabolic process. NCBI's taxonomy places the organism in Eukaryota, Metazoa, Arthropoda, Arachnida, Scorpiones, Buthidae. The record is from RefSeq and is a predicted model, not a curated record. Gene Ontology annotation, molecular function: cysteine-type deubiquitinase activity. The transcript has 6 exons. The coding region runs from base 7 to 558 and encodes 183 amino acids.